Messenger RNA from Hyalella azteca, 1119 nucleotides. RefSeq lists its product as uncharacterized. The coding region runs from base 121 to 639 and encodes 172 amino acids. NCBI's taxonomy places the organism in Eukaryota, Metazoa, Arthropoda, Malacostraca, Amphipoda, Hyalellidae. The record is from RefSeq and is a predicted model, not a curated record. Gene Ontology annotation, cellular component: cytoplasm. Gene Ontology annotation, biological process: regulation of TOR signaling; negative regulation of signal transduction; apoptotic process. The transcript has 3 exons.
AGCGACCAAGGUUCAGUUCGAGUACGUACAAGCUAAAGUAAGGAGGUGUGUAAACAAAGCUCCAGUGGUUUCUUUGUUGAACAUCGGAAAGGCCUGUAAGAAAUCAGGAGAACAUUCACAAUGGUUGACACACAAAUAAUGGCCACUGGAUUAAAUUUCUCUGGAAUCGGGGACAUAUUAGGUCCUCUACAAGUCUCUGAAGAUAAAACCAUGUACACAUCAGGAGAUUGCCAAGAAAGCCCGCCUUCAGACUACUGCCAGAUCACGAAGAGUUGCGUUUUGAAUCUCCUGGAGGAAGGUAUAGCGCCGGCCGACCAGCACCUACUGUUGCCGCCCGGCUUAUUAGACGACGUAACCAACGCCAUCUGGAAGAUGGCUGUUGAUGAGCCUUGCGGGUUCAGGGGUUGCGUGUUGAACAUAGUGCUCUGCAAUGAUGCCUCAGACAGCGAGCCUAAGAAGAGGCGUUCUCUACUGCACUUGAAAAACAACAUACUUGUUACCCACAAAAUCACCAUCCUUCUGUAUCCGGACACUAGUUCAUGGUUCUCCAAAAUGGCUCGCCUGUUCCGGGCGAAGAACACAGUAGUCGCAUCCCAUUUCUCGUCAGAAAUAUCUCGGAUGUGUUCCUUCGAUUAUUAGAUUCCAUGCAGCAAUCGCGCAGUUUUUCAAAUAUCUUAAUGUAAUGAAAAGCUGUCAUUGUAUUGUGUGAUAAUUUUAUUUUCUGCAGCAAUACUUUAAGUUGUAGAGUUUGCGUUGGAAAUCUUUCUGAAGUUUUCCUUUCAUUUUGAUCUCAUUUCUGUUAUCUACUGGUCAAGUGAUUGUUUUCUCGUGACCAUGUUUUCUCGAUUGUUUACGGCACUGUGAUAGCUAGCGAAUCUUUGGUUCUAGUCGGAGCUUCUUUUUGUGAACUACUGUGUUGAAUGUUCGACUGUCAUUUGCGAGUCUUACGUGUCCGUAGCACAAACCUAGUUUAGUGACAUAAGUCUUUCAGUAGCUCUUAAGGUAUAUUUUGGCAGGAAUUUUUAUAUGCCAUCUCUUCCAAGUUGAGAGGCUUCUGUAAUCGUCGGACCCGUCCUUGUAAGAGGAAAUAUUUUACUCAAGUAUAAGAAAAACCUAUGA